This is a messenger RNA of Drosophila teissieri, 1471 nucleotides long. RefSeq lists its product as uncharacterized. Lineage: Eukaryota; Metazoa; Arthropoda; Insecta; Diptera; Drosophilidae. The record is from RefSeq and is a predicted model, not a curated record. The transcript is spliced from 2 exons. The coding region runs from base 149 to 1342 and encodes 397 amino acids.
UCACUCAACAUUGGAACACAGUAGCUCAACUCGGUUGAGUUUUCAGAAUAUUCGAAACUACAUUCGCUUGUUCAAAAUUUUAGAAGAGUUAGAGCGACCUUUUAGAUUUGUUUGGCAUUGUGUUUGCAAGUGGAAAUCGCUGCCGGAAAUGGACACAACUGUGCCGAUGGGCCUGGUGCCCAACAGUCUCAAUCCGAUCCUUAAUCCGCGACCCGUUCCCAUGCCGGUUACCAAGCCGCGGACCAAACUGCAGCCGGAUGAGCUGCACGAUGGCGUUUUGGCCUUCAACAAGGAAAAGGUGCCGCCGCCGGCAUCCUGGCGCUCCAUUCCGCUCCAGCGGGCCAUGUCCGAGGUGCGGAACGCGCUGCGAGCUCAGCCCCAUGCCAGUGACAUUCGCCUGCUGAUCUUCACGGCGGCGGCCAGCAGCGUGGAGCACGAGCGGACCCUCGUCCCGGUGCCGCCGCAGUUCCAGGCGGCUCUCGGAUCCGGCUGUCAGGUGGAUCGACUGCGUCGUGCCGUCGCCGACAACUGGACCUCCUGCCGCCUCAUGCUGGACAGCCCCCCCUACUGCGACGAGCAGUAUGCCGACAUGACGCCGGACGACGCGGACGCACUGCAUCUGCUGCACUGGAUCCUGGUGGCCACGCCCUCGUCGCCCACUCUGCGCCGCAUGUCGGGAUUGCAUUUGCGCCGCCUUUGUCGCGUCCUGGGCCUGGCACGCCCCACCGCGGAGCCCGGCCACCUGCUGAGCAUCAGCUAUGAGAGGGAUGAUCCGAGGACGGGGCAUCCGAGUCCAAGGCCCAGUUACGCCUAUCUGGGCUUGCCCUUUGUGUACCUAUAUCGCUUCCUGGCCACCGGACGUCUGGAGCAUCCGCCAGGUGUACCCAUCCGUUUGUAUGCCCAACCGGAAACCGCGUUGGUUCACUGCGAGGAGCAGCAUGUCCAGGCGGGCGAGCUGUCCUCCGGCCAGUCCACAGCCGAGAUGGAGCCGUCGGGAAAGCCAAGUGCACUGUGCUGGCGGAACUCCAUGCUGAGUGCACCGCAAAGGGCACUGGUCAUAUGCCAACUGCCCGCAGAGCUGGACGAGUCCAUUGCCCAUUCGCCGGAGAAGCACUUCCUGGAAUACUACGUGCAGGAGUCGCUGGCGCCGCGACCCUGCUACCUGCUCCUCUUCGACGAGGCGGUGGCCUCCAAUACGAUGUUCGCCUGGCCGGGCAGAUGCAUCGAGCCGGAGCACACGACUCCUUCGCUGGUCCAGAGAACGCGUGUCAAGAUCCUGAAAACGGUCCGCAGCCUGGGCAGUCGAUUGGAGGCCAUUAGGCGGGCCAUAGCCGCCAUAUAGCAGUCAUAUGAUAUGGAAUUGUUUUUUUUAGAAUACUGGUCAAGGGCACUGAUCUCGGCCAGACGUGGACAUGCCCACUCCGGCGCACUGGAGCUACUUAAUGUUUCGGAAUUGUAAAUAAACAUUUGG